CAGCACACUUUCAGCACUCAAUUCUCGAAACGUCGAUCAUUUUUAUCUCCGCCGGACAGUUAUUGCUGCAGCCAGCAACGAAAUAAAAAACAGUGCAAGUUUUCUCCGGGACAUUCAAUUAUUAUCCACAGUCUGCUUUGAUCUCAGUACAUUAGCACAAGUAACCACAUUUUCCGUAUCGUAAAACUUGUUUUAAUCUCAGUGCAGCAAAGCAAACGGAAGGCAAGAUGUCCGAAAGUGACUGGGACACCGUGACCGUAUUGCGUAAAAAAGCACCAAAAGCAUCCGCACUAAAGACUGAAACCGCCGUCAAUCAGGCUCGCCGGCAGGGUAUUCCUGUAGAAACGACUCAAAAAUUCAAUGCCGGAACGAACAAGCAGCAUGGUCCGGCAAAAAAUACAGCAAAGCUGGAUCGCGAGACGGACGAACUGCGCCACAAAACCUUGGCUCCGUCAGUCGCCAAACUGAUUAUGCAGGGUCGGCAAUCGAAGGGCUUAAGCCAGAAGGAUCUUGCCACGGCAAUUUGUGAAAAGCCUCAGAUCGUGAACGAUUACGAGGCCGGUCGCGGAAUCCCGAACAAUUUGAUCUUGGGCAAAAUCGAGCGUGUGAUUGGAAUGAAAUUGCGCGGAAAGGAUAUCGGCACCCCGAUGGCGCCUCCCGGUAAGAAGUGAGACGUCGGGAGGCAAUAAUAAUAAAAAUCGAUCGUCUGCGAAAGUGUGCGGGCCGUGUGUGUGCGUGUAUGCAGUGUCAUGUCGCGGGAGAAGUCACUUUCAUCAAUAAUUCUAUUCAUUAAGAAACGUAAAUCAUGAAAAUCAUGUGUUAAGCGAUCAUUUUACAAUAUAUGAAAGAUGGCCCAAGGAUUCCUAUCCCGGCUGUCGGCUUUCGGCAAUGGAGAAGCAUUUAUGUAGCAACACAAACCUUUAUGUUUAGGGCAAUAUGAGCGGAACUAAACCUAUUAAUGCACAGCAUGUUGCACAUUCCCGUAAACGGAAUUUGCGUGAAUUAGAAAUUUGAUAAAUGCAAAAGCGUUUCAUGAAGCUCAAAGAAUUACGUAGCGCUCUCGACAGCCCUUCAUAUACUGAAAACGAUUUCCUAUCAUCCCGGUUUGGGAAAAUACUGAUCGUGGUUCGGGAACUGUCGGCUCACCGGAUGUGCAGUAGAUAAAAAUAUGCACGAUAUAUUAUAACGAUCUAUUAUCGAUGUGUUCCAACAUUCAAGUGAAUUAGGUUCACCGGUUCCACAUGCAACAGCUCCACGGAAACGAGGGACUUCGAACUAUAGACAAACGUAGGGCAAUGACUAAUCUGCUUAAAAAUGGUUUUCCUUAACUUUGCUAAUAAGCUCACACUGCAAUCGUUUGCAACAGUCCCUCCACAAACCGAAAAAGUUGUGUUCCCAUACCUCUCUGACACACUAACCUACGUUUCUCCAAAUCUGAAGCAAAUGAUAAGUAAUACAGUUGAUCAAUUAUUACGUUUCUGCAAAAUGAUACAGAAUUAAUCAUUAUACGCAAGUUGAUGCAGGCAAAUCCCUUUUUUCAUCAAGUCCUAUUGAUAGAAGUGAAAUUUUACUCAAAUAAAUGCAUACAACCGUUUUCACAAAGUCUUAAACA
Anopheles coustani is the source of this 1612-nucleotide messenger RNA. It is a transcript of the gene mbf1, whose product is annotated as endothelial differentiation-related factor 1 homolog. Gene Ontology annotation, cellular component: nucleus. Bases 228 to 671 code for a protein of 147 amino acids. The transcript is spliced from 3 exons. Lineage: Eukaryota; Metazoa; Arthropoda; Insecta; Diptera; Culicidae. Gene Ontology annotation, molecular function: DNA binding. The record is from RefSeq and is a predicted model, not a curated record.